AGCUUUUGCAUCCAACCUUGACAACCACUGAAACGCUGAACCAGGCCAGAUACGCCUUUUCCCAGACGUCAUUUUUCUUUAGUCCUGCAUUUCAAUCCUUCCACAUUUUCGCUCAUCGUAUUGACGAAUAGACAGAAAACUUUUGUAGUUGACCACCACCAACAAACGCGCAACAUGGCGAGCAGUGUUGACGCGAAGCUCUUGAGAGCGACAAAAUUUCCUCCCGAGUUCAACCAGAAGGUCGACAUGCAAAAAGUCAACCUUCAAGUCAUGAAGAAAUGGAUUGCGGGCAAGAUCUCUGAAAUAUUAGGAUCCGAAGAUGAUGUAGUCACCGAGCUCUGUUUUAACCUGAUCGAGGGACCCCGAUACCCCGACAUCAAGGCUAUGCAGAUCCAUCUCACCGGCUUCCUCGAUAAAGACACCGCACAAUUCUGCAAGGAUUUAUGGAAUCUUUGCUUGAGCGCUCAGUCUAGCCCCCAGGGCGUGCCUAAGGAGCUACUAGAAGCGAAGAAGUUGGAACUUAUUCAAGAGAAGAUUGAUGCAGAUAAAGCCGCCGAAGAGGCACGAAUUCGACGAGAAAACCAAGAGCGCCGCGAGCGCGAACUAUCAGACAUCCGAGAUCGGGAACGCCGGGAACGUAGCUUCCGCGGUGGACGCGGCGACAACUGGCGUGGCGGUGGGAGACGUGGUGGUGAUCGAGCUUUUGGAGGCCGAGGUAGAGGAUUCGGUCGGGGCGGCGAUCGAUCUAUUUCCCCCCCCAGACGAGAACGAGACUCAUACCAUAACAACCGUGAUCGCGACCGUGACCGCGACCGCUAUGUGCCUCAAAGCCGACGUGGGAGUCGACAGGAAUUUCGACGCGGCCGUUCUUCGUCCCGCUCCGCGAGUCCCGAGUCGAGAGGUUCUACGUCUCGUUCUCGGUCGCGUAGUACAGCUAGCAACCGCAGCCGGCGAUCACCUACUCCACCACGCCGUCGCUCUAGAGGCCGUCGGUCGCCACCUCGAUACAGGAACCUAGCAAAACGAGAGCGAUCACCCGUGCGAGCAAGAGACUACAGAAGUCAUCGAGACGAUCGCAGAAAUACCUCUUCCCCAGAAAAUGGAAAUAGAUCCGAGAGUAGUAGAUCUCGCUCUCCAGCGCCCAAAAGGCGUAGGUACUCAGACUCGCCUAGCCGGUCAAGGUCUCCCCGCCGAGACAUCCGACGGCUAAGCCGUUCCCCAUCGUCUUCUCCUUCACGAUCACGCAGCCGUAGUCCUAGACGAAGACCGGUCCGCGAACUUAUCAGUCGCAGCCCUUCGCCUAAUCGCCGGGGAAGACUAAGGCGGUCCCCAACCCGAAGCCCAACACCGGCCGAAUCAUCGGAGGAAACAAGGCGGCCACGACAAAGAAGUCGGCGAAGACGCAGAGAGGAUAGCAAAUCUAGAGACGUCCCUUCGAGAAAGCGGAGAUACUCUGCUGAUCCCCCUCGCAACCGUGACAGAUCAGCUGAUAUUUCGGAAGAUGAAAAUAGACCCCAAUCCCCAAGACAACGCGCGGCCUCGAAGGUCGAUGAGGUUGGUUCCUCUUCUUAGGGCCUUAGGGCGUUCGUCUCACCAUAUGAUUGUUCAGACUGAGAACUGACUCUCAUUCUUCAUCAGACCAAGACUCCGCAGCAGCAAGCCAAUGAGCUACGAGAAAAGCUUCUGAAGGAGCGAAUAAAGAAGAUGAGAAGCACCUCAAGUAGAGAUAACAUCAAGGGGCGAGGCUAAUCUUCCUAGACUCCCAGGACUUGCAGAACCAGGCCAUCCAAGGAGGCAUGACUAGGCUAAUUGGUGUCCAAUUUGACUAUAUUUUGGUAAAGGUUUCGAGGUCAGUAACACAAAACAUGCGUUGUGCUUUCACUCAUGAGUGUAUGGCAAAUAGCAGAUAGAUGAUGAGACAAUAGACUUGCUACUACGUAAAUCUCGGCUUGGGACUAGUGCAUGUCAUCAUCUUCGCGAUUCAGUAGGGUAUUAUAUAGAUAUAUUUACCUAGUUAUUGGUUUUGUUAUGGUAUGUUCAAUGUCUGUAAUUGCUGAUACUAUAGCCAUAUUGUGAUGCUUCCGGCAAUAUUUAUCAGCGCCGGGUGAAGUUGGGUUGGUAGAUAUGACCAAUGUUUAUUACCUGUAGGUACUCUACACUUGUAAUUAGAAACCCUACCUAUGCAAAAGCAUAUCAGGUAGUAUCAACUAGAGUAAAGAAUGUGGACCUCAAGAUCUAGUUCUUAUUUCGAUGUUGC
Annulohypoxylon maeteangense is the source of this 2257-nucleotide messenger RNA. RefSeq lists its product as uncharacterized. Lineage: Eukaryota; Fungi; Ascomycota; Sordariomycetes; Xylariales; Hypoxylaceae. Gene Ontology annotation, biological process: regulation of mRNA splicing, via spliceosome; mRNA processing. Gene Ontology annotation, molecular function: RNA binding. The transcript has 4 exons. Gene Ontology annotation, cellular component: spliceosomal complex. The record is from RefSeq and is a predicted model, not a curated record. Bases 175 to 1572 code for a protein of 465 amino acids.